Messenger RNA from Mercenaria mercenaria, 10289 nucleotides. RefSeq names its product membrane progestin receptor gamma-like. Gene Ontology annotation, cellular component: membrane. Gene Ontology annotation, molecular function: signaling receptor activity. The transcript is spliced from 2 exons. Bases 346 to 1335 code for a protein of 329 amino acids. Lineage: Eukaryota; Metazoa; Mollusca; Bivalvia; Venerida; Veneridae. The record is from RefSeq and is a predicted model, not a curated record.
UAAGGCUGUCAAAAGUUUAAAAAAUCCAGCUGGCCUAUAUACGACACAAAAUUUAAGGUAAAACAAUUUGGUUUUAACGCAUUGAACUCGUGUUAUUGUCGGGAAAACCUUGACACUUGUUUUAAAACACGCAAUUUUCUCGUCUGCAUUUAGCAGAUUGUAGAUGAGUACCCCUUGAAUAUUGUUGGAACCUCAAAACAAGUAUGCCCAUGCACACUGAAAGCACAUGCAGCUUCCCCCAGCGAGAGCUGUCACAACAUUUCGUGAACAAAUGUUUCAGGGUAGCUUGUACAUGGUGCCUGGAGAAGAUGGUCUGGAAUACUGGUAGUUUAUGAGCAGACGACAAUGUUUGUUGCUGGGACAACAGGGCUUGGUGGGCCUUUGUAUCACAAAGACCAAGUUCCAGAACACUUCCAUGAGAGUUUUAUCGUGAAGGGUUAUAGAAACCCCAAAAGCCCACCAUUCAGAUGUUUACUGAGUGUGUUUGACGCCACUAAUGAGACAUUGAACUUUUGGACACAUUUCUUACCAUCAUGGUACUUCAUGUGGAUAUUAAAGGGAUUAUCGCAUACCUUGGACUUUCAGCAUGACAGUUACACAUGGCCGCUGCUGGCAUACAUGUGUAUGUGUUGCAUAUACCCUCUUGCUAGCUCUAUUGCACACACGUUCAAUACAAUGUCUGACAAAGCAAGACACGUCUGCUUCUUCAUGGAUUACAGUGCAAUAGCUGCGUCGGCAUUCGGCGUAGCAUUAGCAUACAGAGCAUACUCAUUUCCUUCGGCAUUCAGGGUUGGGCUUGUCGGUGAUAUGUAUCUAAUAAUAGCAUUCGUAAAUUCCAUUUUAUGCAUUGUUAUAUCUUGCAAAACCAGAUUUAUGCAAAUGAAUACAUUCCGGAAGGUGAUGAGAAUUGGAUCGUUAGGGUUACCAUGUAUAUACACAACUGUGCCAAUUACAUACCGCCUUUUACUUGGAUCAGAAUCUGACAUGAAUUUAACAUCAAACUAUCAUCACUGUUUGAGCAUAAUUUUUAUGUAUCUAGCUGGAACACUUUAUGGGACCCAUUUUCCAGAGCGUAUAUUUCCAGGGAGUUUUGAUAUUGUUGGACAUAGCCAUCAGCUGUUUCAUGUCUGUGUUAUUCUCGGCACGAUGACCCAGAUGCAGGGAGUCCUCUAUGAUAUGCAGGAAAGGAAACAAGAGCUUAUGUCAGAGUGGGAGUUCUCCGACGCCUCAUCCAGUGUAGGCAUGCUAGGGGCAGUGCUUCUUACAAAUACAAUUUUUGUGAUAAUUUAUACUUUAUUUUUGUAUAGAAAAAAUCCUAAAGAUAAAACUCUUUGAUAUGGUUUAUUUCAUUGUUAGAUCGAUGUUAAUGAGUUGUUAUUGAUAUUGUACUAUUGAAACCAUUAUAUACCUAAUUAAGUAUAACAUACAAUGUACCCACUGAUGUCUUAGGUGCUUGUUACUAGUGGAAAUUUAUGAUGCUGUUUCUAUUCUUGUGCUGCGUUUGGUUACCAGUCUAAUAAAUCUAGCAUCUGAUUGGCUUUUUCUGAGUAUAAGUCUGAAAUGACAAAUGGCAGGGCUGCAUUCUUAUAUGGUAUUUGAUUGAUGAGAAAUAGGUAGAUGCACAAAUUUUUUUAAAUUGUACUAGGCGGUAUGAGAGCACAGAAGUAUUUAAAUGGUACUAAAUUAGUCGACAGAUAUUAAAUUGUGUUUAUAUUUGUAUCUUUGGAAUUAUUCCAUGUUCAGUUUAAGUAGUGCACAACUUCCUCUGUAGAGGUUGUAGGUUGGAAGUGUGGGUGAGGGGUCUGUUCUCCAUGAUGAUUAAAAAUCAGUCAUCCUACACUUCUAAUUCAUGUAAGGAAGUUAUCAGUUACUUGUGGAGAACAGGACUUUACUGGUAAUGGAUAGUGACACAAUAAUUUGGUUAAAUGAUCACAUGUAUAACUGAAAUACUGUUAAGCCAACAGAAACAAAGGUGCUCAAGAAUUAAAAUCACCUGCUACAUUAUAGCGAUUCAAAUUGAUACAAUAUUUCUAUAAAGAACAGUGAUUUAAUCAAGAAACUAUAUGCCAUUGAGAUUUAAUUCCUGUGCAUCUGAACAACCAAACAAUGAUUUUAUUCAAUGAUAAAGUUACUGUUAACUUGAUAUCCGUCCAAAAAUUUCCUGAUCUGACGUGUCAUACUCAUUUUCAGCGUGCCGGAAACAAAAUAUGAUCUAUUCAUGAAAGUGAUGAUUUACUCUGAUUUUAUCGCAUAAUAGCUUCACACUGUCAAUGGGAAAACAAAUCAGGUUGUGUUAGAAAGAACAAAAUAUAUAAAAGUUAACUAUUGUCUGAAUUUCAUUAUUAAAACUAUAGGUAUGUCUCUAGAGUGAUCAACAGUGUUAAUUUCUUCUGAUAAAAGUAUGCAAGAGGAAAAUUGAUGUGAGUGGGUUAAUAGCUGAAACUUUUAUGCCAUAUUUAGAAUAAGAAUUUUUACAGUGAAAUAUAUAUUUUUAUACUAAUUACAUUAACUUGUUUGUAUUGAACAACCUCAUUUUGCCAAACUGAACAGGGUGCAUGACUUUUAUCAUGUCAAAGAUCUGUACACAUUAUUUCAUUAAACACCUUUCAUUGCUGUACACAGUGAAACAUAAACUAUAUAAAAGGCUGUAUCCCUUUCUAAAUACUUAAUUGCAAAAUACUGAAUUCCAAAGAUUCAUAAAAGCUAUUACAUAUGUUUUGCGAAAUUAUUUUAGGAUUAGACAAUGUAAAAGAAAUUUAAAACAUGGCUGAUGUUGACUCAAGAGAUCAAAUUUCACCUUUUUUUUCAGAUUAAUUUCCUUUUCAUAGUUUUGAUAGUUUUCUCUGAAGAUGUAUGUUAAACUUUUAAUUAGAUUGAUAAAAAGAACUGUUUAAAUAAAUGCAAAUGAUUUUUCCAUGUAGAGGAUGUUUGGAACAUAUCCAAACGAUGAAAAGCAUUAUAUUACUUUCUUGAUGCUUUCAAAUGAUUUCAAGCAGAAAAUAAAAUUGAUUUUUCUUAGGAUCAAAAACAACUUUCUGUAUGUACAUAAUUAUGUCAAUAAGAUAUUUUGAAAAAUCUGACAGAUGGCUUGAUACUUCAGGAAUGAACGUCUCAUCCUUUUGACAUAUUAUUUAGGGUAGUAUAAAUAUGAUAAAAUGUCAUAAUUGUUAUCACAGGUAUUAGAUCUGUUUUUUUCAUAACUGUUAAUUCUUUUCCUUGAAAUGAACAAGCAUAAUAAAAUUGUACAAAAUACUGUAUGUAUAUAGGUGUGGGGGAUGGCCCCAGAGGCAAAGUGGUUAAGGUUGCUGGCUUUCCCUUCCUUUUUUUUAGGUUCUAAACUUGGCUUGGGGUUUAUAAAUUUUUUGUGUGAGGUAGCCAUCCAGCUGGCUAAUGUAAGGUCAGUGGUUCUGCCCAUGUGCCUGCUUGUGCCUGAAAUCAUGCUAUGAAGAAUACCUGGGUUUUUUUGAUCCUCUAACAAAAGCUGGAGAUGUUGCUAAUGAUUAACAUUAUGUUGGUGUGGCUUUUAAACCAAAAAACAAAUACACCUGUAGAUGAUAUUCAGGGUAGAUUUAAUUUUGCUAAUAUUUAAUAUAGAGAACCUCAUAUGUUUGAAAUGGGCUGAUUUAAAGUAGCAGCAAUAUGGAUGUAAUCAGCUUUGGGUUAAAAAUUUAUGUAAUCUGAUGCAAAGUCAUGUGUUCUACAGUAUACAAGAAGUUACAGUAUGAUAUACUACAUAAAUUUGGGAGAUAUAAUCGGGAUGUUAUAUAGUGUAACCAAGCAUUACAUUUUAUAUUGAUAUAUCAGCAUAUAUUAUACAUGAUUUAACAUAAUGUGUUAUUCGCUGAAGUCAAAAUGGUAAUUAUUUUAUGGGAUAUGCAUAAAGAUUUGUCUAUAUCUGCCAAUGCUUCAUUCCAUCCCAGGAAUCAUUUUAUGACCCUAGUUGGACUUUGUACAUUCUAUUAAAGAUGUUUUUAAAGAAGUAUGCUGUCAGGUUUAUGUCAAAUUUUGCAAAUUUGUAAUUGGUUAAUAAUGACAAAGUUUUUUUUACGCAUUUCUAGGCUGUAUAUAUUUAUAGCUACAAUGGAAUAGUCUGUUAAUCAUAUAGAAAAGCUCUAAGAAAUGUUACUUAGCCAGAACUGUUUAAGUUUAAGUAAAGAAUUUAGUAGUAAUUUGAAGUAUUAAACUGAUUUAUGAAAUAUCUAUACAUUAAUUGAAACACCACUGCCUCUUACAUUGAAACACCACUGGCUCAAGCAUGGAUGGCUUGCAUACCAGUAUUCACAUGUAGCAAUUCAUAUGGACCAGACAGUUUGUUUUCUGGGACUAUGUGGUCCACACAGUUUGUAUUCUGGGACUAUGUGGUCCACACAGUUUGUAUUCUGGGACUAUGUGGUCCACACUGUUUGUAUUCUGGGACUAUGUGGUCCACACAGUUUGUAUUCUGGGACUAUGUGGUCCACACAGUUUGUAUUCUGGGACUAUGUGGUCCACACUGUUUGUAUUCUGGGACUAUGUGGUCCACACAGUUUGUAUUCUGGAACAAUGUGGUCCACACAGUUUGUAUUCUGGGACUAUGUUUGGGUUGCUCAAAAUCCCGGAAAAAAUCAAACAUUUUGCUUAUUCUUGAGUGAUCAGGGUUUUACUGUAUUUGAUACACAGUGAAAGCAUUUAAUUCCACAGGCAUGAAAUUUUAUGGUUUUGGCCAAAAUGACAAAUUUAUGAAGAUAUGAAUUUGUGGAUUUCAGUAUUUGAAAAUUUUUAUUUGUUUGUCUGGAUAUAAAUUGGUGGAUUUGACUCGACUGCAAAAUCUAUGAAUAUUAGUUUCCUCACAAAUAUUAAUGAUUUUACAGUACUUUGAUAUCUGUUCUAAAGGCAUACACCAGGAGGUGACAUGCCCCUUUAAUUUAAUUAUGUUUCUUAAAAUCUAUGAUUAUUAUGUUAUUAUUAUUAUGUUAUUAUGUUAUUUCACAUAUUCUAACAUUAUGUUACUUGUUAGUACACAAAUAUUUAUGUUAUAACAUUGUUAUAUGUUGCAAUGCAAAUGUUUGAAUUUUUCUUGCUACUACAAAAGUUGUUAAUUUUUCUGACAACACAGGGUGUGACUGAUGCGGGUAGUUAAUAAGAUAUUUCAAGAAAUUGUUGUCUAUGGUAUAUCCUAGGCUAUAACAUUAUCUUAUAUCAGGGUAGGCAAAGUACUUGCUGGGAUGGUAUUAACCAGUGGUAUAAGUCUUUUAGACAUCUACAGUGAUGAACUUGUUACAUUCUUAGAUGUUUUUCCAUUGCCACUGAGUUUAGUUCUGACUUAGACAGUCCAUUAGCAGUGCCAUCAAUGUUUUUAUUGGAAAUUACUGUCCAGUUAAUUGUAAAUUUGAACAUGAAAUGGAAUGUGUCAGAUUGGUGGCCAUGAUUCUACAAAAUUGAUGAAAUAAGAUAAAUAGUUUGAGUACUUUGGAAUACAUCAAAGGUUCUAAACCAUAGUUUGUAAACCUGAAAGAUUGGCCACACCCUUGUAUGUCAAAUAAAUUUGAACAAAAUUAUUAUUGUUUGUUUUGUGUGCAUUCAUGAUUAUUGUUAAUUAUUGUUAAUUGUUUUUCAUAUUGAUGGUGAUAGUAAAUUCAUUAUGUGCUGAAGUUGUUAAGUGUGCUCUAUGUUUGUAUACUGUAUUUAUCUAUGUAUUAUGUAUACCCAUGUAUAAUAAGCUCCGCCAAAUUCAGCCUUGAAUCCCAGGGCAUAAAUUUGUCUUGGUCUAUUUUGAGGAAGGCUUUAGAAAGAAUACAGUCUGAAAAUAAGUGCACUAAACAUGGGUAAAUAUGGUACCUGCUCGUACCCUUAGUUGCUUUUUCACAGUUUUGGUGAUAAAUUUGAAUAUUUUCCUUUUACAGUGUUUGUUGUAAAAUAUUAUCCUGACUUUAAGAAAUGGCCAAAAAAAGUGAAAGCAGUGUAAUUAUGUGAAAAAUACUUCAUUUUGGUUAACAGUAAAGUGUGAGCGGAGUCGGUUAUGUUAACAUUUAGUUACAGGAAGUUUAGGGAACACAAUGAAACUUGUGUACAUGUAUUUAAACAUGGAGAUGAGGCCUCAAAGUUUAUGGGGAUAUUGUGAUUUAAAUAAGGUCCAUAUUUUUGUCUAUGGGGAUAUUGACAUUAUGAAGAUAUUAAACUUUAUUAGGAAAAAGAAGAUUGAGGAUAUUGAUGUUUGCAAAUACAUUUAAGUACAUGAGACCUUAUAUUUAAGUUUAUUGGUAUAUUAUGAGGCAACAUGUUUAACCCUUAGCAUGCUGGACACAAUUAAUUCUGUCAUUGCGACCAGUGUAGAUCUGCACUGUUCGCCAUUCAGACAGUAUCUUUUUGGAAAGCACACCUUUUAACAGUUAAUAGCUAUAUCCAAAUUGAAAAAUGGAGAUUAAGUUCAUUAUAGAAAUUUAGCAUGGUAAGGGUUAAAUUAUAAUGAUAUUAACAUAAAAAAGAUAUUGGACUUUAGGUAGAUAUUGAUAUUUUCUCCCCUCACUGUUGUGAAUUAGGAGCUCUAACACACUUGAAGCCCAUUAGUAAUCAACAGAACCAUUGAUUUUACCAGUUUUGUAUUUUAUUUUUACUUGCUGAUAUUCUGUGUUCAAUGUAUAUUUCAUUAGGAAAUCUGCAACAUGGCUCUUUUGCCACUAGUGUUAUUGAUAACAAAUUUUGAUAUCUGUAUUUGCCUUCGGACCUAAUUUACAUUUUAUAUAUUCUUAAUUUGUAAAUGAUUGAUUUGUGCUUUUAGUUAAGGGGAUUUUGGUAAGGUUACCAUGAUUGGUUUGCACCUUUAGUAAGGAUGACUUUGGUUAGGCUCUCGUGAUCAAUUUGUGAUUUUAGUAAAUGGGAUUUUGGUUAGACUAUCAUGAUCAACUUAAUGAUUUUAGUAAAUGGGAUUUUGGUUAGACUAUCAUGAUUGACUUAAUGCUUUUAGUAAAGGGAUUCUAGUUAGGCUAUCAUGAUUGAUUUGUGAUUUUAGUAAAUGGGGAUUUGGAUUAGACUGUCAUGAUUUUUUGUGCACUUAGUAAAGGGGAUUUGGUUAGACUAUCAUGAUUGAUUUAUGAUUUUUAUAAAGUGUUUUUUGAUUAGGCUAUUGUGAUUGACAUGUGCACUUAGUAAAGGGGAUUUGGGUUAGGCUAACAUGAUUGAUUUAUAAUUUUUAUAAAGUGUUUUUUUUUUUAUUAGGCUAUUGUGAUUGACAUGUGCACUUAGUAAAGGGGAUUUUGGGUAGGCUAUCAUGAUCAAAUACUUUUAGCAAUGUGGAUUUUGGAUAGACUGUCAUGACUGCCCAGUGAUUUUAGUACAGUAGAUUUUGGUUAGGCUAUCAUUAUUUGUUUGCUGUACUAAGACUCGGAUUGAGUUUUUUAGUUGGGCAUAUUGAAGAGAGUGCAAUAUAACUAAGAUAUUAUUGUUCCAACUUGUGGUUCUUCAGGGUAUUCUAGGUACCGGUGUAUCAUACACUAAAUAUUUUUGGUAUAUUGAAAUUUUUGGAUGAUUGUUUUAAAACCUGAGUGGUUUUAUUUCAGUUUAAGUGAUAGUAACCUACAUACUAGCAGUGAACAUUCAGUAAAAUAUUUAUACCAUAGCUAAAUUUUAAGUUAAGAUUCCCCUGUUCCAUAUGGAAGAGGAAUAAGACCAUUUGUGAUAAACAAUGUCCGAAAUAUGCACAAGGAAGGUACAUGUUAAGUUCAACAACAAAUUACUUUUUACAAAGAUCAUCAUGUAUGUAAACAACAAAGAAAGCAAAACCUAUUUAUGGAUAAAUGUUUUCUACAGACAUUGGUGAGGAAGCACAGUGUGGUUAUAGAGGUUUUAUUAGGAAUUGUGUGUUCAAUGAUAUUUGUUUUCAUGAAUUAUUCAGAUUCAGGUGCCAUAUAAAUAGACCAAAGUAACUGAAUUAACUGUUUCUGAAAGUUUAAUUAUGAGCUUACUUAGAGUGUUUCCUCUUUGUAUUUUAAUACAUGUAUAACAAAGUUAAACUCGAUUGUAACAUCAAAGAACAAUGAGCAAGUUUUUCAGGGAUUUAGUUGUGCUUGAGAUUACAUUCAUAUGGAGAUUUCCAAUAUCAAAACAUUGCAUAAACAUUUGGAAAUGUCCAGUCAAAGGUACUCAGUAUAUAAAUGGCUGGUCUAUAGUUUGUGCUGCAUGACUCAUCUAUAUUCAACACAUUCCUUCUUGGCUAAUAAGUCUAAAAAUUAAAAGAUAAUUAGAAGAAAAUUAACUCCUGAUGUCAUGUUAUAAAACACUUGAACUACUUGCCAGUGAAUAGUCAAAACUUAUAAUCGGCCCUCAUUCCUUCAGACCUCGGGGCAAUAGUUUUGAUUAUUGACCAGCAUGCCAUUCACUCAGUGUAUACUAGACAAUAGAGUACAAAUAGAACUUUUUUGUUUUUGUUGAUUUAAGUAAAAUGACAUUUUAUUUUGUCUGUUCAGUUGUUUUUAUAGCAUGUUUUUGUAUUGUUUUACCUUCUGUUUGUUUCAUUAAUAUUUUCUACAACUAUCAUCCAACAAUUUUUGACAAUGCAUUCAUUUUUAUCAGCUUCAAAUAACACUACUAUCUACAUGCUUACUUUAAUUAUUGUUAUGUUAGUGUAAAUUAUUGUUUAAUACUGUAGUGAAAUAGAUUUAACUCUUAAUUUAACUUUUCUUGUAAACUUUUUGUUUGCAAAUUCUGGAACAACAUUAUUUUUGUAUAAACACAAGUCCAGUCAGCUGAUAUUGGGAACAAAAUUGUAUUUAACAAAAAUGUACACUGCCAUGGGACAAAUCUGUAUCCAGUAUGAAAUUUCAAUCAUGUAGUAAUUGAUAAUCUAUACAGUUAAACCUGUGAUAAAUUCCAUUCUGAGUUUAUAUUUUAAACCACAUGUAAAUAAAUACCACUUUUUUGGCUUUUUCAAGUUAACCUAUUGAUAGUCUCUCUAACUGACUUGAACUAUGAGGGUCUUGUACUAUCCCCGUGUAUCUCCUGGGUAUGGGUAACAUGUAUGUAACUGAUCUAACUGAGACAGGACUAGUUCAUUGUAUACAGGUGUGACUGUAUUUCUAACAGUAUGUGAUUCUACAGUCAUCGUCAUUUAUCACCCAUGCUUAUUUAGCAAUUACUAUAAUUUAGUGUAAUUGCAGACAUCAACUACUAAUAGGAAAAUUCACCUGUAUUCAGCAGUGGUAUAUAUUCAGCUUUGGGGUAUUAUAUUGUGUAGGUUUAAGGUUGUUGCCACAUAUCUGCGGCAUGUCUUAGGUAAUUAAAUUUCAGUUAAUAAUAAUUGUUUUUGUUUUUCUGUCAGACUGCAUUAUUGUAUAUCUACUAACUUAUUGUGAUAAAUAACCUAAGGAACAAAUAAACAGGAAAUAUAUGUGGAACAAAGUCUAUGAUUAAGAUAUUUUUCAGAAUGGAAUUGUACCUUCGAAAUAUCAUUGAGAUCAGUCUGUUUUAUGAGCUUCAUUAAACUGUUGGUUUGAUUUGCUUUUAAAAAAAAGUAACUGCCUAAAUGUUGCCUUUUCUAAUGAUUUUACUCUCACAAACUAGCCUGUUUAUCAGAUCUGUGGUAUACUGGUAUAUAAAGUAAGCUUAGCUGUGUUCAAGGCACUGACCUCCAGACUUUAGCUAAAAUGAUCCUUCCUUAAAAUUUAAGUUUGUCAUGUUAUGAACAUUAGGAACUUACAUGAGUUUUAGUUUCUAAAAUACCUUAACAAAUGUCAAAUCAAGAAAAAACAAAAAAACCUGAGUUGGGAAUCAAACCCUGGCUGCAGCAGCAAUAAAAUUUAUAUUUCCUGCAUUCUUAACCAAGGAAUACGUAAUGAUAGUUAAAUAUAAAGAUUUAAAUACAGGCAGUUUGACAAAUGCUUUUCAAGUUUGAAUGGAAAAGUUAGUCAAAACAACUUAUUUCUCUAUCAUAUAAUAUGUAAAUAAGUGAGUUUCAAAACCUUCUUAAGAAAUAUACUAGCGAUAAUUUCCUGAUAUCUAAGAGUUUUCUUUUCUUUUGUUGUUGUGCAAUCUGGAGGUCAGUGCCUUUAAUUACCAUUUACAUUUAGCAUUUUUUGUUUAAGUAAACACUGCAGAUGUCACAUCUUUCUGACAAAUCGUGUCAGCAUCUUAAAGCCUCUUGUUAAACAAAUGAUAUUGUAUUUUGUUAUAUUUCUUUUAUUACUCAGCUUUUAAGUGCUAAUUGCAAUGUAGAAUUUGUGCAGUAUAUCACAGGUCAGAAUCACCAACAAAAUGUUACUGUCAUAUCAUCUGGUGUAGGCUGUAUUGUUAUAUUUAUCUAAUAAAAUUACACUGUA